Lagenorhynchus albirostris (white-beaked dolphin) is the source of this 802-nucleotide messenger RNA. RefSeq names its product transmembrane protein 208 (gene TMEM208). Gene Ontology annotation, biological process: vacuolar protein processing. Bases 131 to 652 code for a protein of 173 amino acids. The transcript is spliced from 6 exons. NCBI's taxonomy places the organism in Eukaryota, Metazoa, Chordata, Mammalia, Artiodactyla, Delphinidae. The record is from RefSeq and is a predicted model, not a curated record. Gene Ontology annotation, cellular component: intracellular membrane-bounded organelle.
AUUUCCCACUUCCGUCCCAGUUGCUUACGAUUUGGGUCUGCACCGGAAGUGCCUGUGCAGCAGAUGUACCAACUGAGUGCUGUUUCGGUCGCCCUCCCAUCUUUCCCCGGCUGGGUAUUUGCGUCGCACCAUGGCGCCCAAGGGCAAAGUGGGCACGAGAGGGAAGAAGCAGAUAUUUGAGGAGAACAAAGAGACCUUGAAGUUCUACCUGCGAAUCAUACUGGGGGCCAAUGCCAUUUACUGUCUUGUCACCCUGGUCUUCUUCUACUCAUCUGCUUCAUUUUGGGCCUGGAUGGCCCUGGGCUUUAGUCUGGCAGUAUACGGAGCCAGCUACCACUCUAUGAGCUCGAUGGCAAGGGCAGCCUUCUCUGAUGAUGGGGCCCUGAUGGAUGGUGGAAUGGAUCUCAACAUGGAGCAGGGCAUGGCAGAGCACCUUAAAGAUGUGAUCCUACUGACAGCUAUUGUGCAGGUGCUCAGCUGCUUCUCCCUCUACAUCUGGUCCUUCUGGCUUCUGGCGCCGGGGAGAGCCCUUUACCUCCUGUGGGUCAAUGUACUGGGCCCUUGGUUUACAGCAGACAGUGGCGCCCCAGCACCAGAGCACAACGAGAAACGGCAGCGCCGACAGGAGCGGCGGCAGAUGAAGCGGUUAUAGCCACUGACGUUGUGGCUACAGGUUUCUGGGCCCCGGGUGGCUCUAUCAGGCUACAUGGCCCCCAUGCCAGGAGCAAUGAGGGCCUAGUCCAAGGGCCAAAGGCAGUCUAAGGUAUAGGAUUGGUGAAUAAAUGGCUUACAAUGUGGAUAA